Molecule: messenger RNA, 2225 nt
Organism: Chaetomium strumarium
Lineage: Eukaryota; Fungi; Ascomycota; Sordariomycetes; Sordariales; Chaetomiaceae
Exons: 2
Coding region: 70-1830 (586 amino acids)
Source: RefSeq, a predicted model, not a curated record
CCGCCCCUCAGGCGAGCUCGUCCUCCCACGAGGCCACCACGGUCCACAGCAUUGCGACCGGACGCAACGAUGUCGGGCUUCGAGGUCGCUGGCAUCGUGCUCGGCUCAAUCCCGCUCGUCAUCUCGGCGCUCGAGCAUUACGGCGAAGGCCUCUCGACAAUUCAGCGAUGGCGGAAGUACAAGCGGGAGCUACAGAGCCUUGUCCGCAACCUGCAAACAGAGCGCGUGAAGCUGCAAAACGUCUGCGAGAAGCUCCUGGUGGGGAUUGUCCCGCCUUCGGAUAUCGAAGCCAUGAUCGACGAUCCUCUCGGAGGUCUCUGGCGCCAGGACGCCGUCCAAAAAAGGAUCCAAUUUCGCCUCUGGAAGUCUUACGACGUGUUCGAGGCCACCAUCAGCGAUAUCAAGCUAAGGCGGGGCAUAUUCACUCUAAAACGCUCACGCUACGACGACCAGCUCUCCACGAUCCGGAACGGCGUGUCGAAUCUGGAGAACCUUACAGACCGAAAUAUCGAACUUGAGCCGGAGCGUCGAGUACGGUCUCAAACAAAACUGUUUACAGUAUUGCGGGACAUGGCUACCAGUUUCCACCGGGCAUUACGGAGUGGCUUUCGGUGUUCCUGUAAACAUGAUGUGGGCUUGGGGCUGCAGAGACGCUCGGCCGACAUCUGCCCGACAGACGACAGCGACAAGAUCAUGAAGGACCUCUGCUUUCGGCUAGCCAUCUCCUUCGUGCCGAAAGCACACCUCGGCGAAGCAAGCCCAGAAGAAAUCUCAACUUGGCAAGAGGUCCUCAUCAGAGCAGCAUGGGAACCUGCUUCUCGGACUCUCAGUCCGAGCUGUACGACGAAAUCAACCCCGGCUCAAACCAGGGUGAAGGCAAGGAAGGCUGUAUCUUUCGGCUUUUCUCAGUCAACCACAUUGACCUCAUCCACCAGCACGACCACUACUACCAUAGUCACGCAAACAAACACAGAGCUACAGACGCUGCUUCCUAAGCUGACUCUCAGCAUCGCCAGUGGCGUCGCAUUCUCAAACGCCGGGGAUAAUACCCUGGACGAUCUAUGCGAAAAGCUCCGCCAGUCCCAGAAACAAGCAGCAACGGACACUUACGGAAUUCUCAUCGACCAACUCCCACAGUCCUCUACUAGUACUAGUACUAGGCGGUAUUCCAUCCACCCGGCCCCCGACUCCAAUGACUCGCACUCCUCCUGGUCUCUGGUAUCCUUACGAGAGAUCCUGGAACACAAGGCUCUUUUCCCUCCCUUAUCAUACAGAGACCGUCUCCGACUGGCUGUGACCAUCUCUUCGAGCGUCCUGCAACUCCACGGCACCCCCUGGCUGCCCACCAUCCUGACGAGCCGCCAUAUCUAUUUCAUCCGGAAGCCUGAUAGCCCAACAAUGUACUGGUAUCCCAUUCUGCUGAAACAGCAUCAUCCUCCUCUGGAAGGGAAAGACCAGCUUGAGCCGGUCAGCGAUUGCGGAGGUACAACUACUGGUAGUAGUAUCAUGGCCAAGCGCAACCCGACGCUCCUGUCGCUCGGCUGCGUGCUGAUAGAGGUCAUCUUGGGAAGGACGCUCGAUCAAUCUCGUGGUGGUGGCUCUCCGAACCGACAAGAUGUGGGCGUAGAUCUCAUGUCCGAUUAUGUCGCCGCGCAGAGCCUGAUGGAUGAGGUCCGCAUGAAAAGCCUGAACUACGAGGCGGCCGUGGCGAGAUGUGUGGAUGAUGGGAAGCUCCACAGGCAUGACCGCGGGCUGGAAGAUGUGGAUUUGUGUCAGGAUGUGUAUUCGCGGGUUGUGGCGUUGUUGGAGAAAGAUCUGGAGACCUCGUGAACCGAGGAAACGAAUGUUCUAGGUAGGGCUUCGCAUGUCAGCAGGAUGAGGAUGGUGUCAUCAAAAGGCAGUCUCUCGUCAUGGCUGAUGGAGGGAGUUGCGAGGACUUCCGUUUAUACCCUCCUGUAAGGAUUGUGUGUUUGCUAAGAUUAUUAAGAUAAUGAGGUUAUGCUGGAUUGCAGACCUCUCUGCCAGGUAUCCUACCGUACCUUAUAUCUCAUGAAGCGAUAUUACUAUGGAUAUUGGAUACGGGGUUAACAGGUCGACGGGGGUUACUUGUUCUAGCUCUCAGUAUUGGCUUUUGAACAGCCAAGACUUACCACUUGACGCUCUCACGGUCUCACCAUUGUAAUGAUGCUCAACGAUGCUAAACGGUAAUGAUGUAUUGUAUAGCA